GAAGGAAGAAGAGGGGGAAGGAGGGACAAGAGAAAGAAGGAAUGAAGGGAAGAGAAGAGAAGGGGUGUGUUUUGGGUGUAUACUGUUGGUGUCGCAGCUUCUAUGUAUGUGAGAAAGACUAGGAUGUAUCCAGACAUGUAGCUAUGUGAUCGCUGUGCCCUUGUUUGUGAGUGCUAGGUGUGAUGUUGUGUAACAGCGCGAUCAUGUGACAGUUACUAGUGGCACUGCCUGUGGGGGAGGGCGAAUCCUUCUAAUUUUGAGGGAGAAGGAGAGAAACGAGGACUGGGGAGAAAAAAGAGAAGGAAGAAAAGAGACAAGGGAUGAGGACGUUGUGCUGAAUGUGUAGCCGCCUGUGUGCCUAGACCCCAUGGUAAAAUGCCUCCCAGCUGCCUUUGUCCGGAUGUCCAGGCUUUAGAGCCCGGCCAGGUGUAGAGUUCCGAGUACAAGGUUCCCGGGGGCUCUGGGGUCCGGCUCUGACACUCAAUCCCUGCGUGCCCUCGGGCCGGCUGACCCCCUCAGGGCUUCAGUUUCUGCGGCAUUUUCGAGGUCCUUCCCCUCCCACUGUCUCUCCGCUGCUGCUCUUCGGUCCACCAGCUGGGGCUCCUGUAGAGGAGGGGCCCAGCGAAGACCAUCGGGGGCGUGGCCCCGACCAUUCAAUCGUGUGCGCAGGGUGGGGCCCAGUGUUCUGGGGGCGUGGUUUUCCUUCGAAGUUGAAGACUCGCCUUUGGAGCCCGAGCUGGGCAGCUAGAAGCGCGCCUCGGGCUGACGAUGCUGACCGCAGAUCCAGGCCCGCAGGCUGGCUCCUGGAGCGAGUUCAUCCCUUACGUCUUGGGCCUUAGCGCCGCCUUCUACCUGGGCUACUACUGGGCAUGUGUGCCCCAGAAGCCUCGGCUGGUGGCUGGGCCCCAGUUCCGGGCCUUCCUGAUGCAGCACUGCCCUAUUAUUACGGAAACAUUCUACCCCACGCCCUGGUGUUUCGAAGGGAGGCUUCAAACUGUCCUCCGAGUCUUUGUGCAGUCCCGGCCCCCUGUCUCCUACCAGAGUGAGGUGCUCCAGACACCUGAUGGGGGACAGCUGCUGCUAGACUGGGCCAAAGAAUCUGAGAAUAGCCAAUACCCUGACCUCAUCAAGCGGCCCACUGUGUUACUGCUCCCAGGCAUCACAGGCAGCAGCCAGGAGACUUAUAUCCUUCACCUAGCAUACCAGGCCACUCUAGAUGGCUACAGGGCCGUUGUGUUUAAUAACCGGGGCUGCCGUGGGGAAGAACUGCUGACCCACAGGGCCUUUUGCGCUGGUAACACAGAGGACCUGGAGAUAGUUGUGAAUCACAUAAAGCACCAGUAUCCACAGUCCCCACUGCUGGCUGUAGGAAUCUCAAUAGGAGGGGUCCUAGUGCUGAACCACCUGGCACAGACAGGUAAUGAAGCAGGGCUGGUGGCAGCACUGACCCUGUCUCCAUGCUGGGACUCCUUUGAAACCACCCGCUCUCUGGAGACACCACUCAAUGCACUUCUCUUCAACCAGCACCUCACGGCCACACUCUGCCGAUUUGUGGGACGACAUAGGAAGGUGAUCGAGAAGAAACUGGAUGUGGACUAUGUGCUUAAGGCCCGUACAAUCCGCCAGUUUGACGAGCGCUACACCACACUGGCCUUUGGCUAUAAAGACUGCGACACCUACUACCAUUCAGCAAGCCCUGGAGGCAAGGUGGAUGCAAUUUGUGUCCCAGUGCUCUGUCUCAAUGCAGCAGAUGACCCAUUUUCCCCACCUCAAGGUGAGUCUCUCCAUCCUCAGCAUUGAGAAAGGUAGCAUGGUGUAGGGGAUAAAGUGCUGAAGAGUCAGAAAAACCUGGAUUAAAACCUCAUCUCAGAUACUUCUUUACAGUGUGACCCUGGACAGGCCACAACCUCUCGGAAGUUCAUUCUUCAUCUGUAAAAUGGGAAUAACAAUAGCACCUAUAUCUCACAGGAUUGUUGUGAGGCUCAAAUGAGGUUGGCAAGGUGAUCUGCAGACUUUAUAGUGUGAUGUUAGCUAUUAUUCUUCAAAUCCUACGGAAAACUGGCCCUAGGGCCCAGCUUAGGGGGCAGGGGUAAAGAGCCUCCAUAAAGUCUUUGGCUCCUGACUUAGCUCUCCCUUCCCUCUCCUCCUCCCUCCACCCCCCAGCUUUCCCA
Molecule: messenger RNA, 2171 nt
Organism: Phascolarctos cinereus (koala)
Lineage: Eukaryota; Metazoa; Chordata; Mammalia; Diprotodontia; Phascolarctidae
Gene: ABHD1
Product: abhydrolase domain containing 1
Biological process (GO): medium-chain fatty acid catabolic process; medium-chain fatty acid biosynthetic process
Molecular function (GO): monoacylglycerol lipase activity; acetylesterase activity
Source: RefSeq, a predicted model, not a curated record